AUGGCGCCUGAAGGAGGCCGCUCUUCCGCUUCUUCUUCCACGACUGGAGAAGUGAUCCCGAUCCAACACGCAGACGGAACGGUCACCUGCAACGGCGCUACAGUCACAAGUACAAGCACUACAAGCUCAACUACAACAAACGACAAACCAAUGACUUCUACUCAAACGAACACUUCAGCGACUCAGAGCGAGAAACAAGCCUCCAAUCCAGCUCAAGACGACUUCGAAGACGUCAGCGCCGAAUUGAAGCAGCAAAAGAUGAAAGAAGCGAUUGCCAAAAUGAACGAGCUCGGCUUCGAGGGCGAAUGGGUGGUUGAACUUUUGAAGUCGGUCGAUGGAGACGUCGUCCGCGCAGUGACCGCGAUGAAUCCGGACAAGUGA
This is a messenger RNA of Oikopleura dioica, 381 nucleotides long. NCBI's taxonomy places the organism in Eukaryota, Metazoa, Chordata, Appendicularia, Copelata, Oikopleuridae. The record is from the annotation of a GenBank genome assembly.